AUGCGGGCGUCUUUGAGCUUUCUGGCUGCGGGUUUGCUGGCUUCCUAUACGCUGUAUGGUUACCUUCAAGAGAAGAUCAUGUCGUGGAGUUACGAUGGGGUGAAAUUCCGCUCCACAGUGAUUCUGGUCGCCUUCAACCGCAUAGCAGGCAUAGCCGUCGCGGUGUACAUGCAACGGUUUCAUCUUGGGAAUUCUCUGAAACCUCAUCACCCUGUCUACGCUUAUGCCACCAUCUCGCUGUUCAACUUUGCGUCUACCCUGUGUCAGUACGAAGCUCUGAAAUAUGUCAGCUUCACAACGCAGACAUUGGGCAAAACCUCGAAGAUGGUCCCGGUGUUAUUGCUUGGACGGCUAGUGUACGGCAAACAGUACAGAUGGCGUAGUUACUUGGCCGUUCUCUUGGUGACUUUGGGUGCUAUGUUGUACAUGACGACUUCUUCCAACGGCCUCACCGCUGACAGUCGGUCUUCCACUCCACGUGGGAUACUUUUGUUGGCUGGCUACUUGCUCUUCGACGGCCUGGCGAGUACCACAGAGGCCAAACUGUUCCAGCAAAGCCACCGCCGGUCUACAUCCAAAGACUCUGAGUCAAGCAAUGGCACAAGAACUUUGUCGCAGAAUGAAUUAGUCUAUGAUCAGAUGCUGUGGACGAACGUAUGCUCUUUGGGUGUAUCGACCUUGGUCGUUCUUACCGAUCAAAAACGUUCUUUCGGAAAUUUCCUUGACGUUUUGAAAACACCCUCAGGACCUCGACUACUUUUCGAUGUCAGCUUUCUGUCGCUGUCCGCCUCGAUAGGUCUCAUCUUCCUCCUGACGACGAUUGCGACGUAUGGACCUCUCCACUGCAGCACUCUGAUGACCGGAAGGCAGUUCUUAUCUAUUGUUCUCAACGGCGCUGCGUUCAAGACAGGCAGGAACUUUGGUAUACGAGGCUGGAUCGGGAUUGGUUUCGUGGCCAGUGGAGUCGAUCUUGAGUUGUCGAACAAACGUCACGCAAAGGAGGAGAAAACAUUUGAACUAUCAUCGUCGAAAAGUCCCAAGAGGAGUGGCGAACGAUACGUUACAAAAACCGUUAUACGUCAUUUUGCAUUCCCCAUCGUCGGAGGCCUCCUUGCGCAUAUCCUGUCAACAGGACUCAUACCUCGUAACGCCGCCGACGGAAUGCUGGCAUCAGAGAUAUUUCCCGCGGGUCCAUCAUUUGCCUAUCGAAAUCAGACAUAUUCUCGAGAACGCAUUCGUAGGCUCUCCAAGGAGGUUGACUGCCCUGAUCAUUCUGCAAUGAGAAGAACGGCUUACCCGUCGCCUAUCCCACGAACUGUCUUGGCUAGCUUUCCUAGAUCAGGCAACACGCUCACCCGUGAACUGGUGGAGCAUAGCACUGGCUUUCACACCGUUCACGCGAGGUGCGGUCACGUGUUGGAAAUGAGCUACUUUGCGGAGGGGUGUAAAUAUCCUGAUAACAACUUCCUCGUCAAAGACCACGUCCCGGAAUACACGGUCUACGCUCAAGAUGACGAAGCGUGGAAAGAACGUGCCGAGAGCUAUGAUCGGGUGGUGCAGGUCAUUCGCAAUCCUCUUGAUGCUCUAUGGAGUUACUGGCAUCUGAUGAGGAGUCAGAUGAAUCACGAAAAACGAAUUGAAGGCAUCAAUGUCUUGGGCCUGACGAACCUGUCAGAGCUAGAUCGUAUGGCACAGAAUUGGGUACAACAUACAGAUUACUGGAUGUCUGUGAAUAAACCUAGAGUGAUGCUACGUUAUGAAGAUCUAAGAAGCGAUGAUCAGGUACAGCAUCUCGCUAGAGUGUUAGAGGUACUACUCCCUGCAGAUGAGUUACCUCCUAUAGAGCGGCUCAUCUGUGCAGACGAUGACAGAGCUGUGGCGUAUCAGUCCAGAAAAGCCGAACCGUUCUAUUCCUGGGACCACUUUGCUCCUGAAGUCCGAUCUCAUAUCCUGAGCGUAGUGAAGGAUGACUGGUGUACCUUGGGAUUCGAGGCGAUGUUACGGAAACAACGGGGACACAAAGGGGUAGAUUGUGAUUAA
Kwoniella botswanensis is the source of this 2040-nucleotide messenger RNA. RefSeq lists its product as uncharacterized. The transcript is spliced from 7 exons. Gene Ontology annotation, biological process: transmembrane transport. Gene Ontology annotation, cellular component: Golgi membrane; endoplasmic reticulum membrane. Gene Ontology annotation, molecular function: sulfotransferase activity; 3'-phosphoadenosine 5'-phosphosulfate transmembrane transporter activity. Bases 1 to 2040 code for a protein of 679 amino acids. The record is from RefSeq and is a predicted model, not a curated record. NCBI's taxonomy places the organism in Eukaryota, Fungi, Basidiomycota, Tremellomycetes, Tremellales, Cryptococcaceae.